GACACAGAAGACCAGGCAUGCUAGAGAUACAGUUCUCAAGCGAACUAAAAGAAGGUGGGGGCCUAUUCCAUCUGUUAUGAUAGAGAACUCACUGGGACCUUUUCCACUACAAAUACAGCAGGUCCAGUCGGACACAGCUCAGAACUACACCAUUUACUAUUCUGCAAGUGGACCAGGAAUUGAUCAAGAUCCAAAGGGUUUGUUUUACAUAGAAAGAGAAACUGGGAAUAUCUUUGCUACCCGUGCAGUAGACCGUGAACAAUAUCCGAGCUUUCAGAUCAUUUGCUUCGCAACCACUCCAGAUGGUUAUUCACCAGAGGUACCACUUGUGCAUACAAUCAGGAUAGAGGAUGAUAAUGACAAUGCUCCAUAUUUUACACAGGACCUUUUUGAGUUUUCUGUCCCUGAAAAUUCCAAACCUGGUGUCAUUGUUGGAAAGGUGACUGCGGAGGACAGAGAUGAGCCUUAUACUCUGCAUACUACGUUGAAAUACCGCAUUGUGUCACAAAAUCCACCAGUAACUCCAGCAUUUUCUUUACAUAGUGACACAGGUGUCAUUGCUGUAUUAUUGCCACAGCUGGACAGAGAGCUGGUACCCAGUUACACUUUGUUAGUUGAAGUGAGAGAUAUGGCAGGCCAGCCUUUUGGUUUGUGUACUACAGGAACUGCUGUCAUUAGAAUUGAAGAUAUGAAUGACAAUGCACCAUGCUUUAAACAAAUGCAAUAUGAAACACGAGUGGAGGAAAACAGAGUGAACGUAGAAAUACUGAGAGUCUCUGUUGUUGAUCUUGAUGAACCUGGCUCGCCUGGCUCAGGAGCAGUGUAUGAAAUUAUAAAGGGAAAUGAUGAUCAGUCCUUUGAAAUUACAACAGACAAAAAUACAAAUGAAGGAAUACUGUGUGUUGUUAAGGGACUGGACUAUGAAAAUGCCAAGCAAAGGAUCCUUGUGAUCGCAGUCAACAAUGAGGCACCCUACAUGCUGGCACCACAUUCACAACAGCUUUCCCAGAGCACCAGCUCUGUUACAGUGCAUGUCCUGGAUGUAGAUGAGGGGCCGGUGUUUAAACCCUGUCUGUUACGCAUAGAUGUUAAAGAAUGUGAGGACAUUGGAACAGCUAUUGGGAGAUACGUAGCAGAAGAUCCAGAAACUGGAAAUAGUGAAGGCAUAAGCUACCGGAUAGCACCUGGACAAUGUAAUUGGAUCAACAUAGAUGAAAAAUCGGGUGAAGUCAGAACUGUUAAAGUCUUGGACCGAGAUGUAGGAGAUAUGAGAAGAGGUCAAUGCAAUAUCACAGUCCUUGCAGUAGACAGAAAUGGCAAAACAGGCACUGGGACAAUUCAGGUUUUCAUCGUGCCUGGGAACAAGAAUUACCCACGAAUCACCAAAACUGAGUAUAUCAUGUGCAGAGACAGAAAACCGAUCUGCCUUACUGCACAGGAUGGUGAUGAGUCUCCUUACAGCACACCCUUCGUCUAUCGCAUAACUGACCGUAGCUUGGCUUCCAUGUGGAAGAUAACUCGACACAAUGAUAAUUCUGUAUAUCUUUCACCAAAGGGUGAUAUUCCAUUUGGUACAUAUGAUAUUCCUAUAAGUGUGAUUGAUAAUGGAGGAAAGGUAGGAGAGAACCACAUAAAAGUCAACCUCUGUGAUUGUGUUACUCCAACCGAAUGCAAUGGUGGCCAAAGCCGUGAACUUUCUGGUGGAAAUGUUACUCUUGGCGUGUGGGCCAUCCUUGCAAUGAUCUUAGGGUCACUGUUAUUGCUGCUAAUCCUGAUCACAAUUUGUGGCUGCUGUGGUUCUGGAGUAAUGCACAGGCAUGUGACUGAUGAUUGUGCCAAUCAUAAUUUAAUCAUUUCAAAUACAGAAGCUCCAGGAGAAGAAGUGAUGGAUCACAAUAUAAUUCCUCUACAGAAUACAUGUGAUCAAGGAGGAUAUGGAAUAAAAACAGGAGAUCAACAAACAUUUGAAAUGACUAAAGGAAGAGGGCAUACCUUGGAAUCAGUCAAAGGAGGUGGACAUCAGACUCUGGGAUCAGUUAAAGAAGGAGGAGGACAGACUAUGAUGGAUACAUGUAGAUACUCCUACUCAGAAUGGCAUAAUUUCACACAUCCUCGUUUAGGUGAAAAGGUGCACCUAUGCAGACAGGAUGAAGAACAGAAGCACUCUGAAGAUUAUCUCCUUUCAUAUAACUAUGAAGGAAAAGGAUCCUUGGCUGGCUCUGUAGGCUGCUGCAGUGAUCAGCAUGAAGAAGAGGCACUUGACUUCUUAGAUCAGCUGGAACCCAAGUUUAGGACAUUAGCAGAAACAUGUGUAAAAAGAUAAAUGUGCCUUUCACAGUGGUGAAAAAAACCCUGUAAAUAAGUGGCUGUCGUACUUCUGUGGUACUAGGUAUUUUGGAAAUGGGGGGGGGGGAGAGGUUUAUCAAAUUAGUAUAGACUGGUGAGAAUGUAACUAACUUAACUUUAAUUUUCAACUUUUUUUUUUUUAAUCUCUGCUAGACACACUCCAUCAAAAAUAAGGGAUUAAAAAUAUUUUUUCUUUGGACUAUGUUGAUAUAAUAAUGAUAGUUUCUACUUAGAUUCCAUUUCUUACUCUUUGUGAUUGCUUUAAAGUACAAAAUUUGGUGUUGUCCUUUCAAUUAAUUACUCAGCUUCAAGAUUUUAUUACAUUUGGGUUUGGAGAAGGAAAGCUUUUUAGCUUACUGUUUCUUUGUUUUAAUUCUGUAGAAAUAAACCAAAAAACAUUACUGGUGGAUCUCAAAUACCUUGUUAGUUUUUUAAUUUAUAUGAACUGAGAUGCAAAACACUUUUUCAUUUUUCACUUAAAAUACUGAUGAAUACAUUAGAAAUCUUUAUAUUUUGAUUGAAAAUUAAAUAUAUAUAUAUUGUAUAUAUGUAAAAUAAUAUUAAAAAAUAUUUUUUUCUCCUAAUGGGUUACCACCCAUCAAACUUGCUAUCCUAAGGGAUUUAUGGCAUCCACACAUAGGGUAUCAGCAUCGUAUGCGAGUAUGUAUUUUUCUUUUAAGGAAAUAAAAAAAAAUCAGGAAAUAGGGGUAACUGUUGUACUUCAAAUGAAUGCAAGACAAAUCUCAUGUUUACUUGACAUAAGAUUGUACCUCAGCUUCUUGAGAUUUUUAACAUAGGAUCAUUACAGAAAUGAUGAAAAUUGCCAAGAGUUUUGUCCAGUGUAGCUACCUCUACCUUUUAUACUUGCCUUAUUACAGACUUCAUUAAAUUGUUUCUUUCUGUAAGUAGAACUUGACAGAAGAUAGAGCUCAAGUGACCUGAGCAUACACUGCAUUAAUAAUGUAUUUUACAGAUAGCUUUAUUUGAGAUUCAAAAUUACACUUGGAUAAACUGUUUUGAGUAUAUUAUGUGGUGGUUGUGGAGGUGAGCAUUUGUACAGAUCUCUGGCAGAAAUCAUCUGAAUCCCAUUUGUUAUUUUACUAGAUUAAGCAUACAUAUACAUUAUAUAUAUAUCCAAAAGCCUGAGAUAGCUUUGGCAGAUGAUAGUAGUAGGACCUGAAUGCUACCUUAAGCGUUUCUGGAAUUCAGCCUCUGCUUCCCAGGUUUUAUAUGUUUUUAAUAUUUGUACUCCUAGUUAAGUAAUCUGUCCUCUGCACUCCAGGAAUUUUCUUCUGCCUUAAAAGAACAUCUUUCUGACUAUAAAAAACUUGUGCAAUUACUUUUUUCUGUUCCUAUAAUUCUGCUUUUAGGAUUUGCUCUGUAAACAAAAGCCUUAGGGAGAUACUUUUAAUUAAUUUUCCUAUAGUUAAUGAUCUGUAAAAGAAAUUAUUACUAACAACAAAUAGUCAUGCUGCUCUAAAUUUCAGUUGCUGUUGACUUCCAGUGGUUGCAGUUUAUUCAGCACAAAUUAUGGUGAGUGGAAAUCUGUAACAGUAUAAAAAUUUAACCAAAGUUGUAAAAUAGUACUUUAAAAACCACCUGUGUCACACUGUAAAUGGGCUUCAGAAUAUUUCUGAUAAGAACUAGCUGUGGUUAAUAACUUCAUAGAUGAAUGUUAAAUAUAUUUUAGUCUACCAUUUGAAAGUCAUGAUGAAUUCAUCCUGAACUAGAUACACUGUCAGUGGUAAGAGCAAUAGUCACCAGCAACAAAAUACGAGAUGAGAACCAAGGUGUUCUGAACUUGCUUUAAAAAAUGCAUGCUAACACUGUUAGUAGUAGUGUAUUAACAGUACUUCUGAACACUAUCACUAACAUAAAUGGCUUUUGCUGUGCAUGGAUAGGCAGAACUGUAGCUGAUGUAAGUCAGGGUGGCUCUGCUGAUGCCAGUGGAGCUAUGUUGUCUUUAUGCCAGGUAAGAUCUGUCCCCUUUGUGUCUCAUAUCUUUAGUUAUCGGAUAUACACUUUUUAAGGUAAUGUUAAUGUCUUCUUUCUUCCUCCUACUUCUCCACCCCCCCGUUAAUGUUUGCUGGUUAGGUUUUGUUGUUUGUUUGCUUGUUUGUUUGUUUUUUAAUGAUAUAAAAAUCCUGUGGUUCAGAAGAAACUAAGAUAAAUAACUGAAUGCACUCUUUAGAAAAUUACUUGGGCUGUGUCAUAGAGAAACCUCUGGAAAUAUGGUUUCUUGCCUCAUGAAAUAUAGUAGUAGCACUCUUGUAAAGAAAUAAACCAGUUUUGUGUAAACUUUAAUUGAAUUGGCAUUGGCUGUUUUAAGUAGAUGUUUGCCAAAUUUCCACCCAGGAGUUAUAAUACUGAAAUCAAACUAAUAUUUUCUAGUAUAAUUUACCUUAAAAAUGUUUUCAUUUUUUUCUUUUACAUUUCAACAAACAC
Messenger RNA from Pezoporus flaviventris, 4791 nucleotides. RefSeq names its product desmocollin-2-like. Gene Ontology annotation, molecular function: calcium ion binding. The transcript has 13 exons. The coding region runs from base 77 to 2323 and encodes 748 amino acids. Gene Ontology annotation, biological process: homophilic cell-cell adhesion. The record is from RefSeq and is a predicted model, not a curated record. Gene Ontology annotation, cellular component: plasma membrane; desmosome. Lineage: Eukaryota; Metazoa; Chordata; Aves; Psittaciformes; Psittacidae.